Molecule: messenger RNA, 948 nt
Organism: Rangifer tarandus platyrhynchus (Svalbard reindeer)
Lineage: Eukaryota; Metazoa; Chordata; Mammalia; Artiodactyla; Cervidae
Source: the annotation of a GenBank genome assembly
AUGGGCCAGACACGUUGCCGCGCUCGGCCCGCCCGCUCGCCCGCAGCCCAGGAGCCGGGGGCCCGGCAGAGCGCGCCCCUCCCGCGCCGGCCGAGCGGAGCAGCCCCCGUCGCCCGGCCAAGCCCAGGUGCUGAGGGGGCGGGGUGGGGUCCCCGCGUGGCGCGAAGCCACGAGCAACAGGGCGCCCCCACCCCGACGGGCCCGGCGCGCGGCGAGACCGUUACCCGAGCGACGUGGGGGCCCGGGCAACUCACCGACUCGCACCUCGGCUUCCUCCGCGCCGCCGUCGCUCCUCUCCGCCCGCCGCCGCUGCUCUUUCUCAGCCGCAGGCGCCGCCGAGCAGCCCCAUCUACAAACUCGGGGCUCGUAGUUGGGAACUGGAAAUGCGGCUCUCACUCCCCUCCGCCUCCCUCUCCCUCCGCCCCCGCCCCCGCCCCCGCUCUCCACUCCGCCCGGCUCAGGUCGCUGCCGCCGAAGCCACCACCUCCGCGCGCGCGGCUAGGCUCCCCUCGGCCGCCCUCCUCCUCCUCCCCCUCCCGCCGCCGCCGCCGGGGCGCGCUCCCUCCCGGCCUCGCGCGUGCGCCGGACGCCGGGGAGCGCGCGCUCGGGCUCGAGGAGGCGCCGCCGCCUCCGGGAAGCCGGGCCCCGCCUCUCUGGCCGAGGCUCAGAGACCAGGUGGAGCCCCCUCCGAGCGCCCGCAGACUGCGCCCGGGCCCGAUGCGCCGCCCGCGCUCCGCGGCCUCUCCAUGGUGUCCCCGGUCCUGGCCCCGAGCCCUGCGAGACGGUCACCAGACCCAAUCCGCACCGGCCCUUCCAGGCCGAAAUUGCCGCUGUCAUUCAGCAUUUACAGAUGAGCAAGAUACUCCCCCGGGCGUGAAAGAGGCUCCCCCGCCCCUUUCCAAGAGUUUACAUUCAAAGAACCCACCAGCCGUGGGGCACAAAGGAUAA